Messenger RNA from Fragaria vesca subsp. vesca, 1755 nucleotides. Its product is annotated as polyadenylate-binding protein RBP47C-like. Gene Ontology annotation, molecular function: mRNA binding. The coding region runs from base 290 to 1624 and encodes 444 amino acids. Lineage: Eukaryota; Viridiplantae; Streptophyta; Magnoliopsida; Rosales; Rosaceae. The transcript is spliced from 6 exons. Gene Ontology annotation, cellular component: cytosol. The record is from RefSeq and is a predicted model, not a curated record.
CACUUCGAGGAGUGUCGUUAGACGGUGGAGAUACGACCUCACCAUUCAAUCCGACGGCUGAAACAACAACCGCGUUUUACGAAGCAAACCCAUGAAUCCGUCAUCCUCAAAAUAAAGCCCCCCGCAGUCCCCAAACCCUCUCUCUCUAAACCCCCCAGAUUUGGAAACCCUUCUCUCUCUCUCUCUCUCUCUCUCUCUGCAACUCAUCCCCAACUCUCUCUCAGAUUCGUUACAGUAGUCUUUAGUUUCCAGAACAAAGAAAGCUUUCUCGUGUUUUGGAGGGACAGAGAUGCAAUCCAACGGCUCCGACUCCUCGCUGCAGCAACAGGAGCAAAAUACUACUCAGCCGCAGCCACGUCAGCAGCAGCCUCCUCCUCAUCCUCCGCAGUCGCAGCCGCCGCCACCGCAGUGGAUGGCGAUGCAGUACCCGGCGGCUGCAAUGGUAAUGCAGCACCAAAUGAUGCCACCGCAGCAUUACGCGCCUCCGCCGCCACACUACAUGGCGUACCACCAGUACCAGCAGCAGCCGCAGCAGCACCUCCAGCAGCAACAGCAGCCGCAGAUGGGAUCUGGCGGCGGCGGCGGCGGCGGUGGAAGCGGCGAGAACAAGACCAUCUGGGUCGGAGAUUUGCAUCACUGGAUGGACGAGAACUACCUCCAUAACUGCUUCGCUUCCGCUGGCGAGAUUGCUUCCAUCAAGGUUAUUCGCAAUAAGCAGACUCUUUUAUCAGAGGGCUAUGGAUUCGUAGAGUUCUUUUCACAUGCUACAGCUGAGAAAGUCAUACAGAACUAUGCUGCAAUUUUAAUGCCUAACACAGAACAGCCCUUCCGUCUUAACUGGGCAACAUUUAGUACGGGUGACAAGCGUUCAGAUAAUGCUCCUGAUCUUUCCAUUUUUGUAGGAGACUUAGCUGCAGAUGUUACAGAUAGUUUAUUGCACGAAACGUUUUCUAGUAAAUAUCCGUCUGUUAAAGCUGCAAAAGUUGUCUUUGAUGCCAAUACUGGCCGUUCAAAGGGCUACGGUUUUGUGAGGUUUGGCGACGAGAAUGAAAGGUCACAGGCUAUGACUGAAAUGAAUGGUGUUUAUUGUUCUAGCAGGCCUAUGCGCAUUGGUGCUGCAACUCCCAGGAAAUCUUCUGGAUAUCAGCAACAAGGGGGGUAUGCUCUGAAUGGUACACCAACCCAAGGGUUCCAAUCUGAUGGAGAUGCUACAAACACAACAAUAUUUGUUGGAGGGCUUGAUCCCAAUGUUACUGAUGAAGAUCUCAGGCAGCCCUUCUCUCAGUAUGGUGAGAUUGUCUCUGUUAAAAUACCAGUUGGAAAAGGAUGUGGGUUUGUACAAUUUGCCAACAGAAAUAACGCUGAGGAGGCAUUGCCGAAACUGAAUGGCUCAGUAAUUGGCAAGCAAACAGUCCGGCUUUCAUGGGGUCGCAAUCCAGCAAAUAAGCAGCAGUUUAGAAUGGAUUUCGGCAACCAGUGGGCAGGAGCGGCUUACUAUGGAGGACCUGUUUAUGAUGGUUAUGGUUAUGCUCUGCCGCCACAACAUGACCCAAGCAUGUAUGCUGCAGCUGCUGCAUAUGGAGCUUACCCUGUUUACGGUACCCACCAACAACAAGUAAGCUGAGAAGACAGAGCUGCCCCUAUGUGUUAGCAGCUACCAAGAAUUAGUGAGUGAACUGAGCGAGUGCAAGGAGUAGUAGUUUUAGUAAUGAGACAUGAUGACUCUAGGGUCUCUAGUUCUGUAAUUGGCUUGGC